Messenger RNA from Carassius auratus (goldfish), 2629 nucleotides. RefSeq names its product calcium homeostasis modulator protein 1-like. The record is from RefSeq and is a predicted model, not a curated record. Gene Ontology annotation, molecular function: monoatomic cation channel activity. Gene Ontology annotation, cellular component: plasma membrane. The transcript is spliced from 2 exons. Bases 122 to 1177 code for a protein of 351 amino acids. Lineage: Eukaryota; Metazoa; Chordata; Actinopteri; Cypriniformes; Cyprinidae.
UCCAGCAGUCUUGCUCUCUAUUCUCCUCUGCCAAAAUAAGAUUUAUCAUUUACUAUUUAUUACUCAACUGCACGAAAUCUAUCUACUAUUUUGCUCUAAAGGUUGAACUAACUUUUUAAAAAUGGAUAAGUUUCGAAUUAUGGUCCAGUUUUUGCAAGCCAACCAAGAGUCGUUCAUGAAUGGCAUCUGUGGGAUCAUGGCUCUGGCAAGUGCUCAGAUGUAUUCCUCCUUUGAGUUCACUUGUCCUUGUCUUCCAGACUACAAUUAUGCAUAUGGGAUCGGCAUUCUAAUCGUUCCGCCAAUAUGGUUCUUUUUACUUGGAUAUGUACUUAACAACAACAUAUCAGUGUUAACCGAGGAAUGGAAGAGACCGGUUGGAAAGCGCAGGAAGGAUCCGGCGGUUUUACGCUACAUGUUCAGCUCCAUGACGCAGCGCGCUCUCAUCGCUCCGGCUGUAUGGGUAGCCGUGACUUUAAUGGAUGGCAAGAGCUUUUUGUGUGCUUUCAGCGCCACUACGGAUUUAUCUCAGUUCAUCAACGAGACCUAUCAAAGCUUAUCCAAAAAGGAGCUUCUGAAAUUACAAGCAAGGAUUCCAUGCCAAGACGUAUUUGAUGGGCAUGAGGUUAUUUCCAUGGAAGCAUCAACUAGGUACAUUCGCUGUUUAUCACAGGCCUGUGGAUGGACCUUUUUAAUGGUAAUAACUAUAGCAGCCUUCUUGAUAAGGGCGAUAAGACCUUGUUUUACACAAGCCGCAUUUCUUAAAACCAAAUAUUGGUCGCACUACAUUGAUACAGAGCGCAAACUGUUCGACGAAACAUGCAAAGAGCACGCUAAGAGCUUUGCUAAGGUCUGCAUACAGCAAUACUUCGAGAGUAUCAGCGGUGAAAUUGUUCCACAGUUCCAGCUACCUACAAAGAAAAAGAAAGGCGGCAAAGAUGAUGACAGGGAAAAAGAGAAGAGUGACGAGGAGAAGCUUCUUGGGGUCCGUAAAGAAGAAGACAUGAAUAAAGUCCUAUGGAACUGGCAUACAUGUAAACCCGCACUAUUUCUGAACAAACACGCUGAAGAUAUGAAUAUGAAUGGACAUGCACACUUGGAUACACUCAGCUUCUCAGAUGAGCGCUACACUCACACACCUGUGAAAAACACAGCUGUAGCAUACUACUCCAAAGUCUGACUUCAUGGUUUAAUCUUAAUCUCUGGUAUAGCAGCUGUCAAGAUCUAAUUUCUAUUCAUUGCAUGCCAUUUCUUAUUUGAUAUCCUCCAGAGACUCAGUAGUCAUUCAGUCGAGUCACUGUUGUUUGUUGUUUGUUACUAUAAAUAAAUGAGAACAUAAAUAAUAGGAUAAAAUGGGCUUUUCUGUGAUAACACAAUGCAACACGCAGGCAUGACCUAUAUGACAGUAAUAAUAUAAUGAUGAUGAUGAUGAUGUUAAUAAGUAAUGUCACUCUUUUUGAGGAGGAGUUUGUUAAUGUAAUUGGUCAUAGGAUAUCAAAGACAUAUCAGCUGCUAAUGUCGCUCCGGAGGUUAUUUUUACAGUAUUUAGCCUUGGCUACUAAUAGCUAGUUGCUAUGGCUGCUAAAGUGAUCAAAGUAGUUCACCAUAUCAUAAAUUAUGUUUCCCACAGUCACAGACAAUGUUAUUGUCCAACAGAUGCUGCUGCAGCUGUUUGCAACUGUAUAGCUUGCUUAGUAGGCCAGACUUUUGUGUCCACCUGGCGGUCUUAUACUCUUCAGUUUAAAGCAGCAGUAUUUAUUACUAACUCAUAAUUGAUCAUGUCUAUGAUUUUCGGAUAUCUUAAAGCAGUGGACUUCAGGUUCCAGGGCCCUACAGGAAGCUUCAGCAAACUUACAAGAGGGCCUCAAGAUGAAAUAAAAUAUUUAAAAUAAAACAAAAAGAAUGUUAAUAAGGUAAAAGAAACAAAAAUCAAUACAUUUGUUUUUUAUUUCACCCCUAAAUUUGGGAAAUUCUAAAUGUAAUUAUUCAAAUUUGUAACUAAGCCUAGUAACUUAUUUUAUAUAUGGACACUAUCCCAAAUUCUGUAAAAUUCUGAGAGAAAGGUGUUUUUUUUUUUUUUUUUUUUUUUUUUUUGCCUGUGUCUGAUUUUUGUAUUUUACUUUAGCCCGACCUGUUUUAGAUAAAUGUUUGUUAGUUCAACUGGGACUGAAACCAGAUUGUAAGUGCCGUUGGUGAUUCACUGCUAUAUGUACAGACAGAGCAAGGGUAUGAUCUCACUUCUUGACCACAACAAAUACAGCUACAUACAGACAGGUUUUUGUUCUGUUUUUUCGAUCUGCUUCAGCUUGUACAUAUUUUUCAAACUUUGUGGAUGUUCAGCAAAGACCAUUUUGUACUCCCCGGCGAUGAAAUGUAAGUCUUCAUUACAGAAAUAUUUCAAUUUUUCAAUUGAUAUUUGGUUUUUGGUAAUUAAUUUAAGUGGCACAUAGAGGCUUGAGGAAACUCCCCAAUUAACUGUUUUUAUAUGAACUGAAUGUAAUUUAGAAAUUGUAUAAUGAAGCUAUUUUUGUCUUGCCCCUCUUUUUAUGUAUAACUGUGUCGGCCAUAAAGGACUUACUUGCAUAUCUGUCUUAGUCAGGUUUGAAGGUUAAUUUACAGAGACAAUAAUCAU